UUUUGAACGAGGAAUAAAUCACACACUCCGUCAUUGGCAAACUGCACAAAAUCCAGGCAUCAUUUUCAUGUAGUUUUUUCAAAUCGCAUAUUACAAAAGCAGAAAAUAAAAACACUCAAUAUAACAAGAAGUUGCUAUAUAACACCAAGAUGUCCAGAAUAUUGUCUAAAAUCGGAAAGAUUGGUAGAAGAGCAAUGAAACGUGAAAUGUUAACUUCACAUGUUAGUGGACUCUCUAUACUAUCGGAAGACAUCUUAAAGACAGAUGUGGAAGACUGGAAAAAUGAGACAGUUGUGUUCGCAUGGCAAGGUGAAGACCACAGGCCAUUGAAAAAGGCACUUGAAAUCAAGGAGGGGUCAACAAUAUUCAGCAUAGCAUCUUCAGGUUACAACCCUUCAAUGCUGCUUCUAGAAAACCCAGCCAAGAUUGUCAUGGUUGAUAACAACCCGAGCCAGAUUGCCUGGUGUAUGCUUUACUUCAGCGCCAUCAAGAAUCUUACGUAUGAAGAGUUUCGAAGUCUUAUUGGAUUCGGUAAAGGGGGCACAACCACCUCCGAUGAAAGGGGGAGAAUUUAUGACAGUCUGAGAGGUUCACUGCCGAGUAAAGCAUUAGUCUACUGGGACUUCCAUCGUGAGACAAUGAGUAAGUCGGGAAUGUACUUGUUUGCAACCUGCCUGCGUCUUUGGGGUUUGGAAAAAUUUGCACCCAUAGCUCAUAGCCAAGAAACUUUGGACAAGUUUUUAAGUUUUGCGGAUAUUGGCCAGCAGCGUGUUUUCUAUGAGGAACAAUGGGAUACAUGGCGUUGGCGAAGAGCCUUCAUUUUAGCACAUCUGAAUAUUUCACCAACUAUAUUUCGCCCAUUUAUGGAUCUAUUGCCAGAUCUUGCCCCAAGGUGGUUGAAUCGCUUCCGAGAAAUUUGCACGAGUGUUCCAAAUAUGGACAAUCCCCACAUUGAGAUAUUCCUAACUAACAAAAUCUCGGGAAAAUACAGUUUACCAGAUUUCUGGAAACGAGAAUAUUUCGCCCCAAUUCGUGAUCGACUUGAUAGGUUUGAGCUAAUCCACGUUGAUGCAAAUGAAUACUUCGAACGUACAUCUGAGAAGUUUGAUGGCUUUGUUCUAUCAAAUGUAGGAGAUGCGUACAGCAAAGGAGAACACGACCAAUGGGUUACUAGAGCCAUUAAACGUGGAAAGCCUGGAAGUAGGAUCACGUACCUCUCUGUUGCAGGAACAGACAAAGGAUGGCCUGAUGCUGAAAAGGACAGCAUUCAGGUUGAGCAAGAGCUGUCUGAUAGCCUGGUGAUACAAGGAGUAGAAAGAGGUAUUCUCUGGGAUGAUUUGCACAUUGCUACGCUCAAAAAUUAA
This is a messenger RNA of Owenia fusiformis, 1364 nucleotides long. NCBI's taxonomy places the organism in Eukaryota, Metazoa, Annelida, Polychaeta, Sabellida, Oweniidae. The record is from the annotation of a GenBank genome assembly.